Vespa velutina is the source of this 1629-nucleotide messenger RNA. Its product is annotated as sulfotransferase 1C4-like. Lineage: Eukaryota; Metazoa; Arthropoda; Insecta; Hymenoptera; Vespidae. Gene Ontology annotation, cellular component: cytoplasm. The coding region runs from base 258 to 1250 and encodes 330 amino acids. Gene Ontology annotation, biological process: sulfation. Gene Ontology annotation, molecular function: sulfotransferase activity. The transcript is spliced from 6 exons. The record is from RefSeq and is a predicted model, not a curated record.
GAGAGAGAGAGAGAAAGAGGAAGAAAGAAAAAUUAGAAGCUAUUCAGUUAAAAUAAGAUAGAAGUUCAGAUAAUUUCUAGAUAAUGUCGUUCAACGCCUAUAAAACGAAUUACUGACAGUCGACUCAUUUGAUAAACUCAUAAUAUAAAAGAAGAGGAUAAGAGAACGUUUAGACGUGUAUAAGAGAAGAUUUAACAACGCAAAUUUUUUAUCAAUAAUAGAAAUUAACUUGUUCGUAAUAAAAACAAUAAUAUUAAAUGGAGGGAGGACCAAAAUACGCCCUUUUUAACGUGGAGGAAAAAAAAUUGGCGGAUAAAUAUUUCCCAUCGUCCAAAAGAGGUUUCAUAAGGAUUGGUGAAAAAAAAUGGACCAUGACGUACAGAUAUGUCGAGGAAGGUGUCGCAGUAUAUAAUUCAAAGCCUCGACAUGAUGAUACUUGGGUCGUCAGUUAUCCUCGAUCAGGUACCACAUUGACAUUGGAACUGGUUUGGUUGGUUGCGAACGACAUGAACUUCGAAGAAGCAAAGAAACGAAGUCUACAUUAUAGAUUUCCAUUUUUCGAGCUUGACAUAUUGACAGGCGAUUAUGAAGAUGCUCUAUCAAAUCCGUCGAAUAAAAGUCCAAGAUUGAAUCCAGAAUUCGCCAGUAAAUUAUCAUCCCCACGAUUCAUCAAAACCCAUAUGCCAUUUGAAUUAAUGCCUAAUCUUCUCGAUAGUAAUUGUAAGAUCGUUUACGUGGCACGUAAUCCAAAAGACAUGGUGGUGUCCUGGUAUUACUUUCUACAGGUUAUCAAGGGAUUAGAAUAUCAGGGAACUUUCGAAGAAUUUUGUGAAUACUUUAUGAAGGAUUUAACUAUUUACAGUCCCUAUUGGAUCCAUUUGAAAACUGCCUGGGCUGAGAGACAUCGUUCGAACUUGCUAUUUAUAUUCUACGAAGAGCUAUUAAACGACUUAUCUAAUACCAUUAAAAAAGUGGCAAAAUUCUUUGGAAAAUCUUAUAACGAAGAGGAGAUAUUGAAGCUAAUUGAUCAUCUUCAAAUAGAUAAUUUUCGAAAGAAUCCUAUGGUGAAUAUUCCGUCACCUAGGGAUAAUGAAGAGGUACAGCCAAGCAUGUUCAUACGGAAAGGCAAAGUCGGAGCUUGGAAAGAAAUGUUCACAAAAGAACUCGAAGAAAAAUUCGAUGCUUGGAUCGAAGAGAAUAUGAAGGACACCGAUCUUACAUUUCCAAUAGAUUUCAUUCAAAAAAAGUGAGAAAUCUUUGGAAGAAAAUAAUAUAUGCCAGAUGAAUUAUCAUUAUAAGCGAAUUAUCAUCAAAUAUAUUUUGUCAUUGAAUUUCUUUCUUCUUUCCGUUAUUUUUUCUUUUCUUUUUUAUUAUUUUUCUAUCGUGCAAAAAAAAAUUUACGGAAUUAUCUAAUAGUUCAGGACGUAACCCAAAACCGGAAAUUGAGCUCAGAUUUCGUUCGAUCCGUCCGGAUAUAAUAUCAAACAGUUCAAUAUAUCAUUCCAUUCCUCUAUCACAGUCGAUUUCUGUUCCCUUGAAAAAUCUUGAAUUAAAUGAAUUCUCUCUCUUCCUCUCUCUCUCACUCUCUCUCUCUCUCUCUCUCUCUCUCUCUCUCUCUCUCUGUCUAUC